Molecule: messenger RNA, 5982 nt
Organism: Entrophospora sp. SA101
Lineage: Eukaryota; Fungi; Glomeromycota; Glomeromycetes; Entrophosporales; Entrophosporaceae
Source: the annotation of a GenBank genome assembly
AUGUUAGAUUUUACAGAUUGGAAACCUGAUAGAUUUAGAACUUUGCAUAAACAAUUAGAAUUAGUUUCUUCUUCAACAACCGAUUCUUCUUUAAAGGAUCUAUGUCAUAAACUUCAGGAAAACAAAAAUUGGCUUGUAAAUCUGUUAGAUUUUCCUGCUCAAAAUUCAGCAAGUCGACAAAAACUACAAAAAGGAACUGUCAUUAUAAACAAAUUUGAAUACAAAUUUCCCCCAGAUAUAAUCACUGAAACAAUUUCAAUAUCUGAUUUUCUCAAGGUUGAUGAACUUUUUGCAGCUACUCUUUUUUAUCAUGGCACUAAAAAUUGUACAAAAUUUGGUAGAUCAGCUCCUGAAACUGCAAUAUUGCUUUUUCUCCAAGAACGAGGUUAUUUGUUAGUUUGUUUAUCAAUUCUUAUUGGAAAUUCAUACAAUGAUGAUAUUGAUCUAUCUGCCAGAGAAAAAUUAGCUAAUUUCACUAACAGUGUUGUAGAUUUGAUUUCAAGAUAUAACAAAAAUGUCACGUUUGCAAGAAAGCUUAUGUCAUAUAUUGACAAACUAAAAGUUGAAUUAACAGAACUAGAAGGGCGUUUAGAACAACUUACUACUCAAUCACAAACUUUAAUUUCAAAAGAACAAUUAGAGGAAUUAAAUAAAGGUUUUAUUUUGGUUAAUUUUAAUGCUGAUGCUACUAAAGAUCGAAUCAGACAGACAUCAAUACAGCGUAGAUAUCUCGCAUACAAUCUAUGGCUAUACACUUACAAUUACCUUUUAAAUCCAAUAGAGGUUAUAGAAUUGACUAAAAUGUUGAAAUUAAUUGAAAUUAAAGACAUUGUUUUUCCUUACUUGUUAACUUCAUUAUUGUCUGCAACUGACACAACACCAGAACAUAUUGAUUCAGAGAUUCCUGCAAAACAAAAGCAUAUAGAUUUAAUCACAAACAAAAAUUUUAUAAAUGAAUUUAUAAGUGUAGUUAAUAACCCAAGCGAUUGGAAAAAUAAUGCAACUAGAGCAAUAAUUCAAAUUCAAUUAUGUGUUUUUAUUCUUGAGGCAAUAAAAAAAGAUCUUUCAUUAGAACAAGGUUUAUCAAUUAGGGAGGAACAAUUAAGUGAAAUGUUUAAAAGUGCAAUUGUUAAUGAUGCCUUUCAAUUUAUUACACACACAUUGCUCUCAUUUCAAAAAACUGAGAUGGAAUCUGCCACCAUAGAGAUUGCACCAGGAAUUUUAAAUGUCCAAAAAACUAAUUUAUCAGAUAAUGAUUUUCAUACAGCAUCAAUUACUCAGCCAGGAAUGGUUCCAAAAGUUAGUAAUUACAUACCUGAAGAUUUCCAGUUUUAUCUUCGUAAACAAUUAGAAUUUUUUGUGAUAUCAAUUAUUAAGAAAAUGAUGAGUAAUUUACAGAAAAUACGCCGUCAAGAAGAGGAUGCUAUUAAAUCACAAAAACCUGAACAAAUACGACAUGAUAUUGAGGCCUUUUUGAUAAUGAUUGCAAUUUUAUAUAGAGAUUCUCCUGAUGAAGGACUUAUAUUUUGGACAGAUCUGAAACAUAUAAUCAAUUGGGGAGCAAGCUUUCAAGAAAAGGGAAUGAUGCGUGCUUAUUUAGAAAUGCUUUGUUCAUUAUCAACAGGUAGCAGCUCUAGUAAUUAUGCAGAUGAAUUUUUGUCACAUGAAGGAUGGUGUUCUUGGCAAACUUUAAUUAGUGCUUUAGAAGAAUACAAUAUUGGUGCUAGAAAAGGGGAAAUGCAAAUCAGAGAGGAUGAGGUUCAUCUGAUAAUCUCUUUUCUAAGAAUUUUUAAACAAAUUGUUCAACACUCAAUAAAUGCUCACAUAAAGUUUAUCCAAUCUAAUGUUCCAAAAACUCUUUUAAGUUUGGCAAUUCAACACAUCCCGACAGAAUUGAAAGCUGAGAUAUACAAUGCAAUUUCUUCUUUUGUCAAUUCGGAGUAUGAAAAUUAUGAUCAAAUUGCCAUAAAAUUAUGGUCAAUGAUUGAGGAGCAACAAAUUGUUCCUACUGUACCAAAAGAUCUUAAAAAUAGCAUUAACGCUUUUUAUGGAUAUACAAUGCAAAUGCAAGAAUCAUGGGAUAUAAAAAGAGAAAUCAAUGAGAUUGAAUCACCAAAUAAAUUGUUUUUUCAAACUUUAGCAUUUGUAAAGCUUAUUAAUUCUCUGAUUUAUAUUCCUAAUUAUAAUUUUGCUUUAAAUUGUGGGCUUCCGGUUCACUUUACUACUGUUCCUGAAAAAAUAGGUGAGGGUUAUCGUCAGCCUGGAAUUAUACCUUAUAUAAGUUUUAUUUUAGAAAAUAUUUUUUUCAGAGCACAUUCUCGUGAAUAUGUCUUUAUUUCACAAAAAUGGAAAAUUUUAGAGAACUCAUUGAAUAUAAUUGAAAAAUGUUUGGUUUCAUUUGAUUUAACUGGACCUUUAUUUCGAGAUGAUAGGCAAUUGACCACUUCAACCAAGUCAUUCCAACAAACAAGAAUGAUAAUAAAUAAAGAUGAAGCUGUGGUUUUUAAUAAAGAAGCAAUAACUUAUUUAAAAAACCAUCCAGGAUUUGAUAUAAUGAAAAGACUUUUAAGUAACUCUAGACUUGUUCAAGUAAUAUUUGAAAUAUUGGUAGAAUGUUUGGAUCUGAUUUUGGAAGAUGAGAAAAGAAAUCAUAAUUUAGAAAAUUGUGUUUUAUGUUGCUUAAAAAUUUUAUGGAUUGCAAUGGAAAAGCAAGAAAGAUUUGUUGAAAAGGUCAUUCCUCUAGCACAAGAAAAUUUUCCAGGAUAUCUUGAAAACUCUUUUCUAUUGAAAAAAGAUAUAAUUGAAAAAAUUUCAUUAUAUAUACUCUGUGAAAAUCCAGAAAUUUGUUUUUAUGUUGUUAAGAUUUUAUCUAGUUUAUCCAGAUCUGCUUUAUUUAAUUCCAAAGAAAGAUUCAGUUUCAGAUCAGAAAGGGUUAAUAGAUUGAUGGGUGUACUUGAUUCCAGUCCUGAAUCUGAUAGAAUUCUUGCAGGGUUUGUUAUGAGAUUAGAUAUUAAUAUAGAGGAAAUUUGUGAAGAAAUAAGCCUAGAUUUUCAAGAAUUAGAAUUAACGCAUCUUUGCCUUAAAAAUUGGACAAAAAGUAACGAAGAAGGGUACAAUGCACCAGCAUUUUUAUUGAAUGAAAGAGGAAUAACAUUUGCAACAGUGUCUUUUGCGGUACUUGAUUUAAUAUUAGAAAACCUGAUUCCUGGUAAAACACCAGCAACAAUAUCCCAUUUUCUUUUAGGAUAUGAUUUUAGCAAUACAUUAACUCGCACAUCCAUCAAAUAUCUGAACCAAUAUGACCUGAGAGAAUCAUGUUUACAUAAGGUAUUGGAAAUUCUUGGUCAUAAAAUCAAUGAAGACUAUAAAUAUGACAUCAUCAAAUCCUCAUUUUCCAACUAUCCUGCAAUAACUUCACGUUGCUAUCAAAUCUUAUAUAGACUAUGUGCAGACAGUUCUACUUCUGAAGCAACACUAUUGUUUUUACGAAAUCAAGGUUUUAUUCAUAAACAAUUGGAAGCAAUGCCAACAAACAUUUUCCCAUCAGAAAAAUCCCAUGAAUUUGAACCUUGCUUGUUGACACGGUAUGACAAAUAUUCAUUUGAAAUUGACCUAGCUACCCUUUGUGCCAAUUUGGAUGAGCGAACCUGGUUUAUGAAAAUCAUUGCAUUAGAAUUACAUAAAUCUCAAACUCAAUCAAAUAUAGACAAUUUGUUGGCACUAGUAUUUGGUGAUAAGGCAAUUAAAUCUCAGUCAGAAGACGCAAUAGAUGAAGAAAUUUUUGCUUCAUCCCCAAUGAAAAUUAUUGAGAUUCUCUAUAUGUUAGAAUUUGAAUGGGAUGAUCAUUGGAAAAUGAAUAAUCCUACGCAAAAAUAUUUUGAUAAGAAAAACAUUGAUAUUUGGAUGAAUAAUUAUAAAAAUGAAAUAGUUUUAUAUCAAUUAAAAGAUAUUUAUUCAGAAUUAAAUCAAAUUUAUAAUCAUAUUCAAAAAAGAGGUUUAGGGAUUAUGCAAGAUGAUGCAAAUCUAAAAAUAGAAAUGAAACAAAUUUUAAAAUAUUGUUACUUUUAUAAUCGACAACAAGAAUUAAAUCAAGCCAGAUAUUAUUGUUUUAAAGCUUGGAGAGAAAUACUUGAAAUAGCUGUUGUAAAUCAUUACAAUAGAAUACAUUAUAAUAUUCGUGAAACAGUCUUUCAUGAUAUUCUAUUGGCACUGUUGUCAAUCUUGAAACAAGAAUCUGAUGCAAUUGGCAUGGUCUUGAGUAAAGUUGUUCUUAUAAUAAUCACUGCUUUACGCCUGGAUCAUAAUUGUUUAUCUUUAAUAAAAAAUUUUAAGACUAAAAAUAAUGCUCAAAUCAGAGUUCAUUCUGAAAGACUUUAUAGUAUAUUCAACCUUAUAAUUGACUGCCUUAUUGGACCAUCAUUCUCCUCAGAUAUUCGAAAUAAUUUAUAUUCUUCUAUGUAUAAUUACUUGCAUUAUAUUGAUUAUGAACCUGAAGACAUGUACAGACAAUAUUUGAUUUCACAAACAAAAUCUAUCAGAAGUACUAGAUCAAUUAUUGAUUCAAGAAAUCUUUCUGUUUAUAGAAAUAUUGGAGAUAAUUUACUAGAUAAAAUAAAAUUGGAUGCUUCUGAAGGAAACAUUCAAGGAAAAUUAUGUGCACUGAAUAUUUUAACAGCGAUUUGUGGUUUAAUAAAGCAAGAUAAAUCAAAUUAUAUAAUUGAUAAUUUAAUAAAAACUCAUUUUGUGCAAAAUAUUGUUAAAAGUUUAUCAGUUCAAAAUGAAUUACUAAAACAAUCUUAUGGAGUUAGACCUGACCUAAAUGCUAUACAUGCAAGAUAUGUGUUCACAUCCAGAAUGAAUUUUUUACUUCGUUUAGCUCAACAAUGUGAUUGUGCAAUUAAGCUUAUAGACUAUGGAGUUAUUGACUAUUUGGAUCAAUUAUUAUUUUUAGAUGACAGGCCAAAAUUUACUUUAUCAAUAGCUGAUAUUCAAGAAAAGUCAUUAUAUAAAGAUUAUCAUGAACUUUUAAUGAGCGUGCUUCGAUUUAUCAGUUUUAUUCUUACAAAUAUUGGACAUGAAAAUAGAAUAGUAUUGAAUAAAAUAUCUGAUUUUAUAAAAAGGCACCAAGGAACAUUUUCUGAUAUUUUCAAUGAUACUCCAAGUAUGGAACAAUUAACUGCAAAGGAUGCAACUAAAUAUACAAUAUCAAUAAUGUGUAUAGAAGAAUUACAAGAAUUAACUCGAAUAUUUUAUUUCUUGGGUUUCAGAAUUGAAAAUAUUGAUUUGCAUCGUAAAGAUACUCAUCAGAAAACUUUUCAAGAUUUCCUAAAAGAAUUGAUGUCACGAUAUUUUUUGAUCAGGAAACAUAUAAUAACAGUUCAAGAUUUCGAUGAAUCAAAUCUUCAAUAUAUUAAAGAACAAAUUGAGUAUAUCAAUAGAAAUCUUUUGUCAUGGUGUCAAGUAUUGUCAAAAUUUACACCAAUAUUUACACCCUCUCUUGAUUUUGCAAGAAGACCAGAUGAUAAUUAUCAAGGAAAUUUUGAAUUAUCAAUUAUUGUAAACUAUUUGAGGACCUCAAUAGAUUAUUUAUUAAUAAAUUUAAAAAAUUAUGGCAAAUUAUCAUCUCAGCUUGAGAAAGGUGCAAAUGAACUGUCAAAUAACACAGAUGAGUUGGAUGAAUCUCAUCAAAGAUCUUUGGCAAUUAGAGGAUUACAGGAUCAAGUUUGCAAAUAUCUAAAAAAUACCAUACAUUAUUUUUAUGAUGUUGAAGUUUGUUUAAUAUUAUUGUGGAGGCAUUUCAAUUGUUUCAUUGUCACUGCUAAAAUAACAUCAAUUAAAACUACUGCAGGAAUUGUUAUGAUAGAUAUUUUUGAAAAAUUAAAGGCUUUGGAUGAUAAUGAGGAUGUAGAGAAAAAAUUUAAAUCUAAAAAUGAAUUUAUACAAAUGUCUGUACGAAGAUUAAAAUCACUUAUAAAAUGCUAA